AUGACGAUAAAGGUUAUUCUUGGUGCUCAAUGGGGCGACGAGGGCAAGGGAAAGUUGACCGACAUCCUUGCCCCUGAGGCACAACUUUGCGCCCGAGCUGCUGGAGGUCACAAUGCUGGUCACUCCAUUGUUGCCAAUGGAGUAUCUUACAGCUUCCACCUUUUGCCAAGUGGACUUAUCAACCCUAACUGCCUCAACUUCAUUGGCAGUGGUGUUGUUUUCCAUGUCCCAAGCUUUUUCUCAGAGAUGGCCGAAUUGGUAGAGAAGGGCCUCCCCUCCGUAGAGGAUCGUCUGCUCGUGUCGGAUCGUGUUCACAUCAUCUUGCAGCAGCACAUCGCUGUCGAUGGACUUGAGGAGAAGGAACUUGGAGACAAGAAGAUUGGUACCACAGGUAGAGGCAAGUCAAUCAUUACUCAGACUACGUCAGAAGCACGAGACGAAGGCAUGCGCGAGGUGUCGGCAGUCAUGAUGGAAUUUAGUCUUGUGUGCUUUGGCGCCCCUGGAGUCUCUCUGUGGUGGAAGUUAACUAACAUCGGAAACAGGCAUUGGCCCUACGUACUCAAAAGCCUCAGCAGUAAGCGAGAGGGCGUUCGUCUUGUUGACGUUUUCAACAAGGAGCUGUUUGACUCCAAGCUUCGACGCCUUGAAGCGGGUUACCGCAAGCGCUUUGGAGACCUUUUCGUAUACGAUGUCGAAGAGGAAAUUGCUCGAUUCGACGAAUACCGACCAAAACUCGCCAAGUACGCCGUCGACGGUGUAUCUUUCAUGAAGGCAGCCCAGGAGGACAACAAGAACAUCAUCGUUGAGGGAGCGAAUGCGCUGAUGCUUGACAUCAAGUACGGCUCAUACCCCUUCGUAACUUCGUCCAACACUACGAUCGGCGGCAUAAUCGGUGGACUGACCUUGAAUCCUAAGAACAUCACUGAGACAAUCGGUGUUGUGAAAGCUUACACAACCCGAGUCGGCCAGGGAGCUUUCAAGACAGAGGAUACUGGUGAGAUCGGAACCAAGCUCCAGGAGAUUGGACGAGAAUGGGGAACAUCCACUGGCCGCCGACGUAGGUGUGGAUGGCUCGACUUGGUCGUGGUGCGUUAUAGCGCUUCCAUAAAUUUCUAUUCUAGUCUGAACCUCACAAAGCUCGAUGUUCUGGACACAUUUGAGACGAUCAAGAUUGCCAUUGCCUACAAGGUUGACGGAGAGGAACUCGACCACUACCCCGCUGACCUCGACCUCCUGGAGCGCGCCGAAGUAGUGUAUCACGAGAUGCCUGGCUGGCAGAAGCCAACAACUGGUGCAAAGACUUUCUACGACCUUCCUAAGCAAGCUAGAGAAUACGUGGAGUACAUUGAGAAGUUUGUUGGGGUUAAGAUCAAGUGGAUUGGUACCGGUCCUGACCGCGAGGCCAUGAUCGCGCGCUCUUAA
Molecule: messenger RNA, 1422 nt
Organism: Fusarium poae
Lineage: Eukaryota; Fungi; Ascomycota; Sordariomycetes; Hypocreales; Nectriaceae
Exons: 13
Coding region: 1-1422 (473 amino acids)
Biological process (GO): 'de novo' AMP biosynthetic process; IMP metabolic process
Cellular component (GO): cytoplasm
Molecular function (GO): adenylosuccinate synthase activity; GTP binding
Source: RefSeq, a predicted model, not a curated record